This is a messenger RNA of Owenia fusiformis, 5937 nucleotides long. The record is from the annotation of a GenBank genome assembly. Lineage: Eukaryota; Metazoa; Annelida; Polychaeta; Sabellida; Oweniidae.
CAAAAUACCAGUGUCAUAUAAAAUACUGAGUGCCACUAUAACAUCACCACACUAUGUUGAUGGCAUGUUGUCACUGCAUGUACUGUGAGAGUCCCACUUCGCUGAAUAAUACACAUUGCUGAAUAACGAUGUUGUCCCACUUUGCUGAAUAAUACACAUUGCUGAAUAACGGCAUUAUCUCAGAUAUAUGUCCCCUAGGUCACACUAAGAACGCCACUUGAUAUCAAAAGCAUGAACGCCACUCAUUCAGUCUCUGUAUAAGCACAUGGGCAGCUAGGCACUAGCAUCUAGUAUUCAACACAUAAGCACCUCACAUGAGUAUCCAGAUUCAUUUUCAUCUUGAAUUUCUAAUGCUGCUGCUUUUUGUACAAUUUGGACCAUUUUACUUUUUGAGUAACAAUCUCAAACCACUUUGGCUUAUAUUGUUGUCUUAUCCAAUGUUAUCAAAGUGUGAAAUGUGAAACUUUUUAUUAAUUUCAAAAAUGUUUUUGAAGGACUUUUUGUUCAAAAUAUAGUGAAUUUAUUUAAAACUAACUUUAAGAUGUCACACUUAUCCUUUAAAGCGAUAAUUCACACCGAUGCAUAGCAAUCAUCCUCACUUGUUUUUUUGCCGAAAAAAUCAAGAAAAUUGGUUGAUAGAUGAGCGAGCAAUGAACUCAUCCAUGCAUGAAAGUGGUUCAGGGAAAGAUGCAUUUCAAAAUUUUAAUUCUCAUUGAAACCAAUGGUAAAAUAAUAUUAAAAACAUAAUAUAUUCAUCCUUUUAACCUGGUUAGACAGUCAAAAUUGGUUUAUUUUUUAAGUUUAGCAUAUUUAGAAAAAGAUUGACAUUGAAAAAUGUUGCCCCUGAGUGAUGUCACGAUGUGGUCACUAAGGUUGAAAAUAUUUUCGAUAUGCUAAAUCAUUAAAUUGACACAUUAGAUAUAACAUUUUAUUUUUAACAUAGUUUGUCCGUUGUUCAAUCUUUAUAUUGGUGUUAAAAAGAUAUAGAGGUUCUUAUAUGAGAACCUGUGCAAGAUCGUCAAUUCUUGAUGAGCUUUCAUAAUUCUUCUUUAUCGAGUCGCAGACGAGAUAAAGAAACAUUAUCAAAGCGACUGUCAGAUAAAUUAUGAAUGUAGUUUUGCACAGGUGUCAACGGAACCAAACAGUGAACCCCGCUUUCUCGAACCCGAGUUUCCAGGAUUUGCCUCGCAUGCCUUCGACUCUUUCUCAAGAUUUGGGCCCUAUAUUGUACCCCUGCCUUAUCACCCUGGUGUCUCGUUUAUAACACCCUUGUAAUUACAAUGCGAAGUUACUUAAGCAUGAUUAAAAGUGUAUGUGUGGAUGGGGGGAGGUUUGAACCUCUACUUGUAUACAUGUAUACCUUUAUAUACUCAACAGGCCAAGUAUUAACAGUACAAAAGGGAGAAAAAAUCCACCAGGGCCAUAAUUCUACACGUUCACAUACAAGUUUAAAAAUCUUAAAUGUAUUUAGAACUACGCCUUUGUACCAGCGACACACUUUCACAGGUGCGUCUUUACAAUGAAACAUAAUAACGAAAAUUGCAACUUUAGGAUCUUGAAAAAAGUUGCAAUAUCCUUCCUGGUUAGAAUAGGUUUCCACGUACAACUAAAAACACUAUAUAGAAUAACUAUCUAUACACCAUCAAUGCAAAUAUAUGCUUUCUUCCAAUCUGAUACUCAUAGCAUCUUUCUGUUUCACCUGAAUCAUCUCAGGGCUGAGAAGAAAUGAGAUGUCAUGGUUUAUCAUGAUGGCUUUCUUCGAGAAUACAUAAUGCGGGCCUGAGAAUGUGGGAUCAUGUCACAUUCAUUGCAACACACCUUGCAACAAUGUCUUAUGAGGGCAAUUUCUUAUAUUGAGAAGUUUCAUCUAUUGAAAUUAAAAACUUGUAGCUACAUGCAAGUAGCAACACAUACAAGUCUUCCAUGCAAAUGGAGGUGCGAAUUCACAUUAACAAAUUAAGAUAAGAUCCACAAUAUGUUAUCAAAUGGUUAAAUGCGCAAAAUGUGUAGAUAUGUUUUCCUUAAUGUGUGAGGAGGCCUUUCAGGCAAUUUUCGAAAACGUAGUGAGAACAAGUUUGGUGUAGAGGGGAGGGGGAUAUCUCCCACCUCGGUCUCUCUCUAAUGCCUAGGCCACAUAUGCGCCGGGCGCCGGCCGAUGAGUAUUCAUCGGCCGAUUUCUAAAUCAGUUUCGACAAAAAUUAUGUAAUUCGGCAAUUUUAGUUACAAAACAUGAAGGUACAUUAUGUAAAAUUUUGAAGACAAUUGGUGUAUAUUUAACAAAAUACCAGCACCAGUCCUGUUACUUUUGGAACGCCCUGUACCCUCUGGAGGUGGUAAAAAACUAAAAUGAAUCUGAUAUACACAUAAUCACAAGUGAAUCAUCUAUUAAUACAUCACUCUCAUUUUAAUAAUGACAAUUAUUCUAGAUUUUGAUUUAUAUCAAAAGUGGUCAAUUCAACAGGUGCAUUUGGAUUUGUGAAAUGCAACCUGUGUAAGGGUAAGUUAUCUUAUAAAAGGUAAAUGACAUUCUAUAUAAGUUGCCCUAGUCAUUCCACAGUUCCAGGUGUUAUUUGUGGAGCCCAUGUCUUGCCACAUCACACGUGGAAAUGACUUUGACAAACCUUGGACAUCUUUGUUUCAGUCAAUGGACUCUAAAAUAACAAGAAUUUGCGUUGUCGGGAGCGUAAAAUUGGUUAUUUUGAAUGUCGCCUCUUGUAUUUUUCAUCUGCCUCUUGUACACAAAGUUACUGAAACCACUGGUUUUACUAUAAAUUAAAGAGUAGUGGAGUGAUUUUGUUCAUAUUUGAUAUGUGAAUACUCAUAAGCAUGACACACUGUCUUAUGACAUUUUGGUUAUUUAAGACGGCCAUUUUGAAAAAUGGCCGUCAUUAACAUGUACGUGUGUGCGGUUUUGUUGAAAUUUGUAUGUGCCCACUUAGAAGCAUAUUACACUUUUGACCCUUUGGGGAGUAUAGGUGGCCAGUAUAUGAAUACUCAUAAGUAUGGCACAUUGUGUAUGACAUUUUGGUUAUUUAAGGCGGCCAUUUUGAAAAUGGUGGCCAUUUUUGUGUGUUAUUUUACAAUUUUCGCUAUAACUUUGUAAAAAUGCCAGCCAUGGGUGUUCAGUAGGAUUUGCUCUGCUUUGGCGUUGCUGUUGUUUAGUUUAUUAAAGCCAGACAUCUGCCAUUUUAAUAUUUAUACUGUAUAUUGUUUAUUUUGAAUGGACAUUGAUUUUGGCUUGUCAGCUUAUGGGGUUAAACAAAAUGCAUGUAUUUAUGAAUUUUACUGCUGCUAAUACCAUUGAAUUCCUCAUUUUAUCUCUUGGUUCAGGAGUUUUUAUUUUUUACUUGUAUAUCUGGAUAAUCCAUCUGUUGCAAUAUAAAUCAUUAUAAAUAAACUACAUGGACAGGUUUAUUAUUUGAAAAGAUAACAAUAAAAGUAGAAUUUAAACCAGAAGCAGCUUCUUGAUUUCAACACCUGCAGCGUUCCAUGUAAAGGACGGUUAUGUUAUUACACUCAUUUACAAACUAAAGUCUUUUUCAACUGCAAAACACUGAACUGAAAGCAAGAACCAUGGAGAGAAAGAUCAACAAGUCUACAAUAACAAAAUAUUUCUUUGCGAGUGUUUUUAUUUUUGCAUUAUUGAAUAUGUUACUCAGCGUCGUUCCUCUUAUUAAACAGGCAGAGGUGACAGGGACUAAAAGUAAAAUCCAGGAAGAGAAACAUAACAUUAUUAAACAAAACUUGCAAGGAAAUAAUGAUGUUUUGUAUAACGAGGUCAAAGAAUUGGCCAAAAUUGUUGUUAAAAUUCAACAUGAAUCAAGGAAGGAUGACAAUAUUGGGAUACUUGCAGAGAAAUUGGUAAAUAAAAUUAAUGGCAUACUGAGCAUACUUGGUUUUGAUGCAGUGGAUUCCCUAAUGAUACAAUCAAAACCAGAUGAAUCUAUGAAAACAAAACAGAUUCCAGAUCAGGAUUAUUUUCACAAUUUCAAAGCCAACAACCACAGUUAUUCCAAUAAACCAGGGAUGUUUAAGAAUACUAAUGAGAUGGUCCAAAGUAUAAAACCAGAUAACUACAUACUGAGUAAGGUAGACCAUGAUAAACUUUACACUGUUUGUCCAGAGAAGUACACAAGCAGAGGCUACUUUGAUUUGAGAAAUGAUCUUUAUCCGAACUUGUUUGAGAAACUACCAUGUCGACAUAGUCCUAAAUCAAUGCUGGUAACCAUGGUGAUGAAUCUAGCUUCAUAUCCAAACAAGGAAAUGUUUCAAACUGUGGAAAGAAUCUCACACGGCAUGGCUCAAUACUUUCCUGAUAUACCAGUUAAAAUAGCGAUAAGCAAGACACACACUCAACCACCAAAGAGUCAUAAGCAGUUUGAGUUUAUCUCAUACUCCUCACAUCAGUCUGACAUAUGGAAUGAUUUAAUUUUACAAGUGGACACCCCAAAUGUUUUGUUAGCCCAAAAUGUUGAUUUGAUAACGGAUGAUAUAGCGCUUGAUAGAUUAAUCCGGGAGAUUGAUGAUUUAGACGUGCCUAUGAUAGGUGGAGCUUUUAGGACACCCGAUGGCCACUGGAAUAUGGGAUGCCAGCAGACGGUGUUUAGAAACUUUACUGUUUCGUAUAAAAGUGGAUACAAACACUCAAAACAUGACUGCGUAUAUUGUGACCAUAUCCAGGGACCCUUUCUUGCUAAAACAUCCUUCCUAAAGAAAAUGAAAUUCUACUCUGGUAUGAACUCCCCAGGCUUGUUUGAGACUUUAUUCCUAGAUACGAAACUAUUGUCGGACAGGAAGCUAGCGGUCUGUCCAGAUAGUAUGUUUCAUACGAGACACAUGAAAAUUCAUAAGAGAAAGGAUUGGAUCCCCUUUGCUGCAUACUGGGGUAUUAAUAUAUUAAACCUUCCUAAUGGGGUGAAUUAUCACUUUACAUGUCACGAGAGUAAGACUGGAAAAAAAACAAAAGUUGGCAUGGCAACACCACCGUGUCAGUUACAGGUGCUCGCAGAUGCCAUUAAAACAAUAAUGACCAUUUGUGAAGAAAACAAAGUCACUGUAGAAAUUACUUAUGGGACAUUAUUAGGAGCUGUCAAAUUCAAUAAGGUACUACCAUGGGAGCUUGAUGCUGAUAUGAUAUUCUUAACCAAUCAAAUUGAGGCAUUUUCACACCUUAGCAAAGAGUUUGAAAAUGCUGGUUAUAUUUUUGCUAUACGUCCAAAUGUAUCCAAAAUAUGGGACAGUUACAUUAUAGAUAUUUAUGCUGAAUUCUGGCGCGUUGAAAUCUGGGGAUAUCCCAGAAUGCAAUCUGAUAAAAUGUUACAGAACAGCCAGACCCCGACUAAAGUUCUACUUGAUGGACAGUGGCUAAAUGCACCAACAAACCCAGGUGCUCAUUUAAGGAAUCUUUAUUGGCCAGAGAUAUAUCGUCAUGCACAGCAUUUGGCUGACGUCAGAGCAAAAAGUGCGUAUGAUAUUUAUGAUACGAGCAAGUUCACAACGUGCCCCAAACCUGGUAACAUGAACUGUUUGGAUCAGUAUUAUACAGAUGGGAGUCUACAGUUUGAACAAAUCAACUUUUAAUGUAAUUCUUAGUCAAUUUGCUAUGAAUAAAGUUCAAAAAGAGAUUUUGUCUACGUAGUUCAUAUAAAAUACAGUAUGGAAGAUUUUUGAUGUCACCAUGGUAAAAGAUAUUGGCAGAAAUGUGUUGGGACUCAUAAUAUAUCUAUAUACAUAUAUGUACCGGAUUUUCUCGCAUAUAAGCCCCCCUAAAUUUAGGCCCAUGGGCCAAAAAUCGAAUGUAGUACGCUUAUACGCCCAUGGGCCUAUAAAAAAUGACUAUUUAUUGAUUUUUUCAAUAAAUUCAAGAGUAUUUUGUCACUGGCAGAUCGUUCUGUCGUUACUUUGUUUCAACAUUAAGUUCAACGCUGUGCCGUAAGU